CUUGAUGAAAAAAUGGCAUGCUCAGCUGUGACUCACGUGAAAGAACAAGCCUUGCCAUAACGUACCUAUACUAGGAUGGAAUGGCUCUGUGCUUACCUUGCUGGUGCUCUGGGUUCUGAUUUGCUGGAACGGAAUUGUCAUCUUUUAAUUUAAGAAAUUAAGUGCAUCAUCAUGAUCGAUCACACAAGUACAAAUAAUUAUACAAGGCCGCCAUGAUAAUGUGUCAAAAAGUGUAUGGCAGUUUUCAAUACCGUAUAGCGAGCAGAGAUUCUCAUGGUUCAACAGUGAACUGUCCAGCUGUACAUUGACUAUACCUGGCCAACCUCAUCUCCGCUCAGACCUUCUAUCUCAAGAGCACACCUACCUCGUUCUUACAACAGCUAUGGAUACCAACUAUAACCCAGCUAGUGUGAGCUGUAACAUCCAUCAGGCUAUGGACACCAUUCUACAGUUAGUACCCACGGCUCCGUCAGUGCUCAUGCCACUCCUCACCAAGAACUAUCCCUUCAAAGGGAGGGGACCAGACAUUCAAGUGAGCUGCUACUGCAUUCUGAGAUACAAGGUCGUCAUUGUACGUACAGUCUCAGGAGUGGGAGGAAAUGCAAAUAGCAGAGCUGGAAGAUGACCACAGCUCUAUGCAUGGCCUCUUCUCUCCCCAACAGUCUGCCCAUGACUACCUCACUGGACUCAUCUACCUUACUCUGUAUCACCAUCAUAGACUGAGCACUUUUUACCCGAGGCGCGCGUAGGCAGCCACGGGUAUAGUAGUUAUAAAAAAUUAUUACAUAGGAUGAAAUCAUUUUCACUACUGUUCGAACAUCGACAGAAUCGAUUUGUAUGUAGGUAAAAAUUUGCUAUUUGACGAA
Halichondria panicea is the source of this 866-nucleotide messenger RNA. RefSeq lists its product as uncharacterized. The transcript is spliced from 5 exons. NCBI's taxonomy places the organism in Eukaryota, Metazoa, Porifera, Demospongiae, Suberitida, Halichondriidae. The record is from RefSeq and is a predicted model, not a curated record. Bases 383 to 625 code for a protein of 80 amino acids.